Messenger RNA from Salarias fasciatus (jewelled blenny), 3558 nucleotides. RefSeq names its product kinesin family member 5A, a (gene kif5aa). Gene Ontology annotation, biological process: microtubule-based movement. Gene Ontology annotation, molecular function: microtubule motor activity; ATP binding; microtubule binding. Bases 150 to 3359 code for a protein of 1069 amino acids. Lineage: Eukaryota; Metazoa; Chordata; Actinopteri; Blenniiformes; Blenniidae. The transcript has 28 exons. The record is from RefSeq and is a predicted model, not a curated record.
ACGUCGUUUGUGUUUAUUCCUCGUCGUGAGCUCAGGCCCGGAUCUGAGCGCCUCCAGCCUCCUGCCUCCAUCAGCAGCAUCCUCCUCCUCCUCCUCCUCCUCCUCCCAGCAGAAAGCAGCAUCCUCCUCCUCCUCCUCCAAUCUGCGCCAUGGCCGACGUCCCAGCGGAGUGCAACAUUAAAGUGCUGUGUCGCUUCCGUCCCCUCAACCAGUCGGAGAUCAUCCGCGGGGAUCUGUUCCUGCCCAAGUUCCAAGGAGACGACACGGUCGCGGUCGGGGGAAAGUCCUACGUGUUCGAUCGGGUCUUUCCCACCAACACCACCCAGGAGCAAGUGUACAACAGCUGUGCCAAGCAGAUCGUCAAAGAUGUGCUCUGUGGAUACAAUGGCACCAUCUUCGCAUACGGACAAACCUCCUCCGGGAAGACUCACACGAUGGAGGGCAAGCUGCACGACCCUCACCAGAUGGGCAUCAUUCCUCGCAUCGCCGAGGACAUUUUCAACCACAUCUUCGCCAUGGAUGAAAACCUGGAGUUCCACAUCAAGGUUUCCUAUUUUGAAAUCUACAUGGACAAAAUCCGUGAUCUUCUGGAUGUGACAAAAACCAACCUGUCUGUUCAUGAGGACAAGAACCGCGUUCCGUAUGUGAAGGGAUGCACUGAGCGUUUUGUUUCCAGCCCUGAUGAAGUUAUGGACGUGAUCGAUGAGGGGAAAUCUAACCGCCAUGUUGCAGUGACCAACAUGAAUGAGCACAGCUCUCGCAGCCACAGCAUCUUCCUGAUCAACAUCAAGCAGGAGCACGUGGAGACGGAGCAGAAGCUCUGCGGGAAGCUCUACCUGGUGGAUCUGGCUGGCAGUGAGAAGGUCAGUAAGACCGGAGCUGCAGGAGCCGUCCUGGACGAGGCUAAAAACAUCAACAAGUCUCUUUCUGCUCUUGGAAACGUCAUCUCCGCCUUGGCUGAGGGCACGAAAUCCCACGUGCCGUACCGCGACAGCAAGAUGACCCGCAUCCUGCAGGACUCCCUGGGCGGGAACUGCCGCACCACCAUGUUCAUCUGCUGCUCUCCGUCCAGCUACAACGACGCCGAGACCAAGUCAACCCUGAUGUUUGGACAACGUGCCAAGACCAUCAGGAACACCGCCUCCAUCAACCUGGAGCUGACGGCCGAGCAGUGGAAGAAGAAGUACGAGAAGGAGAAGGAGAAGAACAAGACGAUGAAGGAGACCAUCCAGAGGCUGGAGGCCGAGCUGAACCGCUGGAGGAACGGUGAGAUGACACACUUUACCGGCGGCUGGCCCCCGGUCGGGACCAGCAGGCCUCACUCCUCGGUCUUCUGCGUCUCAGGGGAGGACGUGCCCGAGACGGAGCGCACCACCUCCGACGUGGUGAACCGCAUCGAGACCACGGAGGAGCGUCCCAUCCUGGACAACGACACCUCGUCCAUCGUGGUCCGCAUUUCAGAAGAGGAGCGGCAGAAGUACGAGGAGGAGAUCCGCAAGCUGUACAAGCAGCUGGACGACAAGGACGAUGAGAUCAACCUGCAGUGUCAGCUGGUGGAGAAGCUGAAGCAGCAGAUGUUGGACCAGGAUGAGCUGCUGGCCUCGUCCAGGGGCGACGGGGACAAGGUCCAGGCCGAGCUGGGCCGGCUCCAAGUGGAGAGCGACUGUGCGAAGGCCGAGGUCAAAGAGGUGCUGCAGGCUCUGGAGGAGCUGGCCAUCAACUACGACCAGAAGAGCCAGGAGGUGGAGGAGAAGGGCCUGCAGAACCAGCUGCUGGCCGAUCAGCUGGCGCAGAAAAUGGCCAGUCUGAUGGAGCUGGAGGCGGAGCUGUCUCGUAUGCAGGAGGUGAGCAGUCAGCAGAGGAAACGCAUCGCCGACGUCCUCAACGGCCUCAUGAGGGACCUCAGCGAGUUCAGCACCAUCGUGGGCAACGGAGAGAUCAAGCUGCCCGUGGAGAUCAGCGGCGCCAUCGAGGAGGAGUUCACCGUGGCUCGCCUCUACAUCAGCAAGAUCAAGUCGGAGGUGAAGAGCAUGGUGAAGAGGUGCCGCCAGCUGGAGAACAUGCAGCUGGAGUGCCACCGCAAGAUGGAGGAGACCGGGAGGGAGCUCUCCUCCUGCCAGCUCCUCAUCUCCCAGCAUGAGGCGAAGAUCCGCUCCCUGACCGAGUACAUGCAGAGUGUGGAGCAGAAGAAGAGGCUGCUGGAGGAGAGCCACGACUCCCUGAGCGAGGAGCUCGCCAAGCUGCAGGACCAGGAUAACUCCAUGAUGGAGGAGAAAGACGCCGAGAAAGGCGAGAUGGAGGAUGGAAACGGGAAGAAAGCUCUCCGUCAGCAGGGAGAGUCUCACCGUGGACUCCAUCACAAGCAGCUGGCGCGUCUGCGGGACGAGAUCAAUGAGAAGCAGAGAGUCAUCGAUGAACUGACCGAUCGUAACUCCAAGAUGGAGCUGGAGCUGGCUCAGGUCCGCGCCGACUUUGAGCGCCUGAAGAGCCAGGACAGCACCAAGAGCGAGCGCCUGGAGGAGCUCUCAUUCCUGCACGAGCGCCACGAGCAGACCAAACAGGACUUGAAGGGUCUGGAGGAGACUGUCGCCCGCGAACUCCAGACCCUCCACAACCUGCGCAAGCUGUUCGUUCAAGACCUCACGUCGCGGGUUAAAAAAAGUUCCGAAAUGGAACCUGAUGAUAGCGGGGGGUCUUGCACCCAGAAGCAGAAGAUUUCCUUUCUUGAGAAUAACUUGGACCAACUUACAAAGGUUCACAAACAGCUGGUUCGUGACAAUGCAGAUCUGCGUUGUGAGCUUCCAAAGCUGGAGAAACGUCUUCGGUCUACUGCUGAGAGAGUUAAGGCCCUGGAGACUGCACUGAGAGACGCCAAGGAGGGCGCCAUGAUGGACCGCCGCCGCUACCAGCAGGAGGUCGACCGCAUCAAGGACGCCAUGAGAGCGAAGAACGCCUUAAGGCGCCCGCAUGCAGCACAGAUCGCCAAGCCGGUGAGACCGAAGCAGCUGCUGCCGGUUUGCUCGCCCACCAACCCGUUUUACACGUACAUCCGCGCCAGCGAACAGGCCAACACCUACAGCAACGCCCUCUUCCAGGGCAACGUGACGCAGCAGAACUCCUCCAGCGCCAACUGCAACCCCAACUCCGUCCAGAGCAACACAGUCUCCACAGCACUGGGAUACAGAGCAGGAAGAUAUAACGGAGACAUACUGGAGUCCUACCCACUCAACAUUGACAACGGUAACACCAUCAGUGAAACCAGAGACAUCAAUGACAACAGGAGCGACGUUCACUGUAGCAGCGAGGUUGACGAAUCAAACCGGCACUACAUCAUUCAGCAGGAGACCGCUGCGAGUUAAUACCCCGAAGAUGACCAAUCACUGUACCGUCCAAGGACCCUCCCCUCCCGCCCCGCCCCGCCCCGCCCCGCCCCUCAUGUUUGCAUGCAGCCUGUCUCCUCAUCCCUCCACUGCAUCAGCGAUGACGAUGAAGAGCCGUAGCCCCCGUAGUCCUCAGAUUAGACCAAGCCCUUUCUGCUCUCUCGGUGACCUUCGCCCU